CUGGAGUAAAAAGCUAAGCAGUUUUCCACCCUUUUUGGGAGUCUCAGUGGAGCUGUCUUGCUAUCUCGCUCGCACACGGCUUGGUAAUCGAUAAGCUUAACAGCGGGCCUGUCCACUCGUUCGCCACUGUUGAGCUUUCGUGGCGAGUGUUACAAGAGUGGAAUUGGAAAAGCUGGCGCGAAGGGAAGAAAAUUCAUAAAUGAAAGCUUCUAAUUGCCGGAGAAUGACAAACGCGACAAGAAAUCAGCGAGAGCGAACAAAAGCAGAGCCAUCUUUUUAGGCAGCCAGUGAAAUCAGCAGCGAAAGCCGCGAAAAUUGAGCCGCCGCAGCGUAGGAGAUGCUGUUGAUGCCCACAUCCUGUGGGCCGGGUCCACCCCACGACCAUGGCCCCUCAUUCUCACCUUCACCCUCAACCUCAUGCACCCUCCAAUGUUCAUGCCCACUGCCAUGCCCCCGCCGAGCAGAAGAUGAUGGAGCGCCGGUCCAACGGUCAGGAAGGAUCCUGGCCUCAAGGCCCAGUUCAGGGUCGACCAUUCCCCGGUGGCUGCUAAUGCUGUUGAUGCUCUUCGCCAUUCUGGCCCAGACACCAAGGGGUCAGGUGGCCGCCGAGAAGAGUAAACACUAUUACAUGCAAUCCCUGUGCAAGAAUCACUUCCUGCAGCAGUUGUAUCGUAAGAUCGAUGGCGCCGUUCUCUGGUCACAGAAUGAACGCAACCUGGACUGCAUCAUCACCUUCCAAACCCACUCGGUGUUGCAACGCUUCAUGCUGCGCUUCGACAUGCUGCAGCUUGAUUGCAACGAUCACCUGCUGGUCUACGAUGGAGCCCAUGCCGUCUCCACACCCAAGAUUGACAUCUCCUGUCGAAACACAAAGAAUACCGUCAACGCGCUCCUGACGCGCACGAACUUUGUGACUCUGAAGUACGUGACCGAUGGCUGGGGAACGGAUGCGAAUGGGUUCAAGUUGGUGAUUACAUCGGUGAAGGAUCCCAAGCACACCUGCAAGGACUUUACCUGUGCCACCCGCGAGUUUUGCAUCCAUCCUGAUCUGUUGUGCGAUGGUGUCAAUCAUUGCGGCGACAACUCGGAUGAAUCAGUGCAGAAUCUUUGCCAGAGUGAGGCGAGUAGCACAGUCUUUGGCAUGGACAUGACCUGGUUCGUCCUGAUUGUCGUGGGCGUACUGCUGGUGCUCAGUGCCCUCAUCGUGGCCGUGGCCAUUUGUGUGUGCCGGCGUCAGGACGAGAAUGCCGCCAAUCAGAACACCGCACUCCAAUUGCACCACAAUGCCGACACGAAUGGUUCGUCGAAACAUCUGCACUACCAUGGCAUCAGUGUCGGCGGAACGCUGACGCGGGAGCAUACCCAGCUGCCGACGUCGGGAAACUGGCAUCACCCUGCGGGACCAUCCGGGUACCACCGCACUCCACACAGCUACUUGAAGAUGGCCACCAAAGUCCGUCCCAUUUGGUGCUUGGCAAAUUCCGUCAAUUAGGUCAAGAUCUAUCGCAUAACUCCGCCGGGCUCAGCCAGACGAACAUUGCCGGAGCUGGCGCCGCAGGCGCUGCGCAAAAGGACGAAUGGUUCGUCUAGGACCAAAGUCUGAGAGCAUUUGCGAAAGAACCAAUUGACUUGAGCACAAUAAUCUGUACUUUAUUAAGAAAAAUUUAUGGAUAUUUGCAGAGCAUUAAAUGAAGACUGUACGACUAUAUUUAACAACAAUUAGUGUGGACAUCACCGCGCAGGGUGUAUUAUAUAGAGAUCUCUCCUCGUACCCAAGCAGAGACUCGAACGCAUUGGGCAGGACUUGCCGGUCCUGUCGGAUAACCAAUGCAUCUGUACAUAGUCUAUAAAUAUAUAUAUCAAUUAUAAUUUAACUGAUUAACACUGCACGCUGGCUAAAACAAGAUCCUUAACCUGAACCUGGCCCUGAAUCCCUAUCAUAAGUUUGGUGCAAGUACAUACGUUGGCAUUUAUUUAGAGUAAUUAUUUACGUUUAGAUGGCAUAAUUAGGCAGAUGGAAUAACUAUUGAUCUUCGAUUAUAAAGUCAGUUUGCAUUGCAUUGCGGAUUGCGUUCGAUAUGUGCACAGUUUAAAGUAACAUUAAAGAUAUUGUAUAACGAAUCCGGAGAUAGUCACAGAUUCUGAAAGGAACAAUCGUAAGCAUUUAACUGAAUUGUGAACAGAAAACCGAGAAACAAAAAAACCGUAAGAAGUAUUAAAGCUCAACAUGAAUAACCGAACACUGUCAUUAAUAUACAACUUCCGAAUCUAAACAAUUUGAGAUAACUGAAUGUUUUUACCAAAACAAAACAAAAAACUAAGCUGAAUUCUAAUCACAAAAUGGACACAAGAAGAUCAACAAAACAAGGGAUGUACAUAAGUAGUCGACAAUAUACUCACAUACUUACUUACAAAAUAAAAAAAGGAAACAGAAACCGAAUGUCAUUAAACGGAAACUUCGAUUAAAACUGUGUCACCUCCUGAAUACUUCACCGCCACUUUCCAUUGUCCACGAGGAGACAAAGAAAGAAGCAGACAUUUCACCGAGAGACUCACUCAUUCAAGGACCUCAUUAAGGAGCCGAAUAAAAAGCGAUAUCGAAACCGAAACCCAUGCUAAGCGGAAAUAUUCUGAGACAUUAAGGACAAUACAGUGAAAACUUUUGCUUUUGAUACAACUAAAUUGAGACGAUGUCGUGGUGCAUGGUGCAUUUUAAUCUACAGAAGUGUCCGAAUACGAAUACAAUUUUCUACAAUCAACAACCGAAAUGGGAUUCUACACAAAAUUAAACGUAAAACCGAGUUAAAAUUGAAUACAUUUUGCUACAAAAUCGAAUGAUAACGAUCAUAUACAUAUUAUAUUUGACGACAAUGUGCAUAGGAGGAGGAGUCACUUGAGAAAACCAAACUAAAAUGCUUCAAAAUGAUUGUAGUACUUCCCGCCGUUAAUAUUUUUUUAAAUAUAUCGUACAUACUACAAGAAUACAGAUAAUACUUAUACUAAGAAGCAAUAUGUAAGAACUUUUUCCGCUGCUAUACAAAAAUAUUUGUCUUUCGAAAUACUUCCAUAGGCCCAGGCCCAGUUUUUGCGUAUCCUCGAGUUUUCUUUUUCCAGAAUAAUACCUACUUUCCCGUUUUGCUAAGCCAGAAAAUAAAUGAAACAUAAAUUAUAUGCAGAUAGGGGCAAAAAUUAAACACUAAACAGAGUGUUUGUUAGGUGGCAUGUGUUCAGCCCGAUCAGUGCGAUUAAGUCAAAUUAAAUUAAAUUAGUUUUGUACUUAGCUGUAAAGUGAAGAAAACAAAAACCCCGAAAACUAAAUUAACUAACUAACUCCUAGGCAUAAUUUCCGCUGAAAGUCUCUCUUCUUUGUAACCCAAAUUCCUUCCUUCUUUCUUUCGAUUGUAAAACUACAUACAUACAAGCGUCUUAUACUAUAAUAUAUAUAUAUAUCAUAAAUUAUAGGAAAAUGGUAUUAUGAUGUAUUAUGAUAAAUUGAAUUUUUAACCGAAACUUAUAAGCAAAUUGUAUUAGGCGUCAAAUUUUAGAAGCGAAUGGCGAUGAGCAUACGUUAUGGGUAUGAGCUGAGGCCGCAUUCAUACCAUACCAUACAUGGCAACAAAUUAAUCUUAAUUACUUAAAACAAAAAACGACGAUAAUAAUUGAAACUAAAUAACAAACUGAAUAACCACAAAGCUAGUUUAUGCAAUACAGGAAUAUGGAAUACUGAAAUUAUGCGUCAAGUAAACAAGUAAAACGUUUAGGCAAGAUUGUAUUGUAAUAUCUAAUCGUAAUUGUACUCGUAAUCGCAUGCCUACUCCCCAGCACUGGUGAAAAUCGGUUAGAUCAUGUCGUACUUACGUAUAUGAGUGUAGUUAAAAUAUACAUACAUAUUUACCUAAAUACAAAUCAAUCGAAAACGGAGGCAAUUGGAUAAGUGAUCGAUCGAUCGAUCCACUUGGUAUAAAACCCUGAUUGAUCCAUCGAUCUCCGCCAGAGAUGUCCCAGAGAUAUGGUUUUGUAAAAGCUAAUUAGGGAGUGUGGAUGGGGAUGGUGAUGUUGGGAUGAGCUUUUCGUUUCUCCCAGUGUAAGUGUUACAAUGUGUUACAAUUCAUUUUUUUUACCUUCAACACAGUCUUUGCCACAAUUAGUCGAACUCUACUUAGUAUAUGUAUGUAUAUUUAUGGUACUUACAUGUCUGUAUGUAUUGUACUUAAAUAAAAGCAAAAGCAAGAUCGAAAUCUAUGGAAAGCCCCCUGCUUCGCCCCCGCAAUCCAUAGCCAGGACUCAAUUAGGUAUAUCAAGGCUCUUGAGUUCAGUAGAAUAUCAUAAAUUGAGAGCUCAUAAUUUUUUGUGUGGAUGGGUUUGUUGGAGCCUCGACUCGAUGGUAUGGAUUACUAUGGGAUUGAAGGUAGUUAAGUAUAGAUCGACUAGGUAUACAUCCGAGAGAGCAAAUGUUAUGCGAAAUUGGGCAAUAGAAUCGAUAAUCCUCUAGGGAAUAUUAAUAUCCACAUCCUGAUUACGGUAUCCAAAAAGGCAAAAGGUCCACAAUUUUUAGAGUUUAUCACUUUGGUUAAAUAACGAAAAGAAAAAAAACUAAAAGUAAUGAGAUUUUA
This is a messenger RNA of Drosophila serrata, 4613 nucleotides long. It is a transcript of the gene loaf, whose product is annotated as low-density lipoprotein receptor domain containing lost and found. The record is from RefSeq and is a predicted model, not a curated record. Gene Ontology annotation, molecular function: protein binding. Lineage: Eukaryota; Metazoa; Arthropoda; Insecta; Diptera; Drosophilidae.